Molecule: messenger RNA, 1527 nt
Organism: Kazachstania africana CBS 2517
Lineage: Eukaryota; Fungi; Ascomycota; Saccharomycetes; Saccharomycetales; Saccharomycetaceae
Gene: UTP15
Product: snoRNA-binding rRNA-processing protein UTP15
Exons: 1
Coding region: 1-1527 (508 amino acids)
Biological process (GO): positive regulation of transcription by RNA polymerase I; rRNA processing
Cellular component (GO): nucleolus
Molecular function (GO): protein binding
Source: RefSeq, a predicted model, not a curated record
AUGUCAUCGACUAGGCCAAGAAUUGUUACUUCGAAGUCUGCAGCACUUCCACAACAAACUACCCCGGAACAGCGUUAUUGGCGUCAAUAUUCGCAUGCACAAUUGGUAAAAGAACAUAAUAGUGUCACACAUAUUGCAUUCAACCCAAAGAGUCCGUUCGAUUUUGCAGUCACAUCCUCUACAAGAGUACAGAUAUUCUCAUCCAAGACUAGACAGGUGGUAAAGACUUUUUCAAGAUUUAAAGACGUUGUAUAUUCUGCAUCCUUUAGGAAUGAUGGUAAAUUACUUGUUGCUGGUGAUGCUACGGGUUUAGUUUCCGUCUACGAUGCGUACAAUCCAAGAUCUAUACUGCUUUCUAUCAAUGCCUCCACUCAUCCAACACAUGUAACCAAAUUCCACCCGCAGGACAAUAAGACACUUGUUACCACCAGUGACGACAGAGUAACAAGAAUAUGGGAUAUAUCUCAUGCAUACGAAGCACAGGAACUUACUGGUGCCUCAGAUUAUGUGCGUUCUGUCACAUUUAUCCCAUCAGCGCCUCAUCUAAUUGCCACAGGUUCAUAUGACGGCUUAGUUCGUCUAUAUGAUACCCGUGCGGAAGGUUCUUCUCCAAUUUAUUCUCUAAAUCAUGACCAACCUGUGGAAAGCAUAAUCGCCAUAUCACCAACACAAUUAGUAUCGGCUGGAGGUUCCAAUUUCAAAGUAUGGGAUUUAACCAGUAAUAAGAAACUAUAUGAAAGAGGAAAUUUCAACAAGACAGUCACAAAUCUGGAUUAUGUCGAAAAUUUCGAAUCUCCAAUGUCAUCUGCAUUGAUUGCAUCGUCCCUCGACGGUCAUGUAAAGGUUUUCGACCCUUUAGACAAUUUCAAAGUCAAAUUCGGUUGGAAGUUCUCCAGUCCAGUACUAAGUUGUGCUGUGUCACCAAGUGGAAGUCAAGGUAAUAGACACCUAGUGGUCGGUAUGUCUUCUGGUCUACUGGCAAUUAGAACAAAGAAGAAAGAAAAACAACCAAAAUCGACAAGUACUACAGCAAAAACUGUAAAGAGUAAUAAUUUCCAAAGAAUGAUGCGUGGUUCCGAAUACGAAGGUGAUCAAGAGCAUAUUAUUCACAACGACAAGAUGAAACAACAACGUCCUCUACGUAAUUUCGAAAGAUACAUAAACCAAUUCAAAUGGAGUGCCGCAUUAGAUAGUGCUUUCGUGCCUGGUAUGGCAAAAGAAUUGACACUUACAGUCUUACAAGAACUUCGUAGACGUGGGAAGAUUCGUGUAGCUUUAUACAACAGAGACGAGUCCUCUCUUGAGCCGCUUUUGAACUGGUGUUUGAAAGGAAUCGAAGACGUCAGAUCAGCCCCUGUGGUAGCGGACUGGAUUGCUGUAGUAUUAGAAUUGUACGGAAACGGUCUCAAGAGUUCGCCCGUUUUGGAAGAGCUAGUUAAUAACUUGAGAGAUAAAGUAGCAGAAGAAGUAUACAAGGCAAGCGAGGCUCAGAAGAUAGAAGGUAUGCUCCAAUUAUUAACUAGCUAA